This is a messenger RNA of Nematolebias whitei (Rio pearlfish), 553 nucleotides long. RefSeq names its product proteasome (prosome, macropain) assembly chaperone 4 (gene psmg4). NCBI's taxonomy places the organism in Eukaryota, Metazoa, Chordata, Actinopteri, Cyprinodontiformes, Rivulidae. The record is from RefSeq and is a predicted model, not a curated record. The coding region runs from base 51 to 425 and encodes 124 amino acids. The transcript has 3 exons. Gene Ontology annotation, biological process: proteasome assembly.
AUCGCGAGAUUUGAGUCUUUCCAAGGAACGUGGAUGAAAACAAAAUAAAUAUGAACGAAACGCAGAACGGGACGGACUUCGGAGGCGUUAACGUGCACAAUUUCUCCGAGAAGGUCAUGGAGCAGGUCGUCCACUUCCACGUGAUGAAGCUCAGCGACGGGUUCUUCCUGUGGGUCGGUUCGGCUCCGGUUCUGUCCAACCUGGCGGUCUCCAUGAACAGCAGAUACGACUCUGUGCCAUUAUCUUCUUUAUUGAUGGGGGAUCCAUCCGACACCGCUGCAAACUCAUUGGCACAGAGAUUGGCAAAGAGGACGAAGAAACAAGUGUUUGUGAGUUACAGUCUUCCGAUGAGCGACUCCAGCCUGAGUCUGCUGGUGGAGAAUCGGAUAAAAAAGGAGCUGGAGCUUCACCCCGAACACUUUUAAGCUCCCGCACCAUCAUCGUCAUCAUCAUCCCACAGUAACUGAGCUCCCAGCACAAAAACAAGGACAGCGCUUUCACAUCCAGUGUUCUUUUAUUGACAUUAUAAAUUAAAACGGUUUAUUAUCAAAAA